UAGAAUCAGAAUUCAAAACCAUUCAAGAUCGAUGUCUUGUAGAUUUUGAUUUAGGAUUCAUUAGGAUGCAUGAUUUGAUUCGAGACAUGGGAAGAGAAAUUGUGCGGGCAGAAUGUGCUAUGGAACCUGGAAAACGUAGUCGAUUAUGGCAUCAUGAAGACGUAACAAGCGUGUUAAGAGACGAAUCUGGAACGGAAGCAAUUAGAGGGCUAACUUUAGAGUUGCCAGAAAAUUCUGAUGAGCAUCCCUUCCGGACAAAAGCAUUUAAGAAGAUGCGGCAUCUGAAAUUUCUCCGACUCAAAAAUGUAAAGCUCACUGGAAGCUACCGUCAUCUUUCCAAGGAGUUAAGAUUAUUGCGUUGGCAGGGAUUUCCUCUAGAGGUCAUACCCGAUGAUUUUGAUUUACGAAACUUAGUUCUUAUUGACUUGAGGUACAGCAAGCUUGUCCGAGUUUGGGAGGAUUCCGAUCUGUUGCCGAAGAAGUUGAAGGUUCUUUAUCUCAAUCAUUCCCGUAACCUGACUCAAUUACCAGACUUUUCAAAACUCCCACAUCUCGAGGUUUUGAGCCUCUACGGCUGUAAGAGUGUGUCUUGGGGUUACCAUUUAUUUGCACAGUUGCAGAUGCUUCAGUAUUUAGGUCUUGAAGACUGCAAUAUAACGGAUGAUGCCAUUCUUGAAAGCCUUCGGAGUCUAUCUUCUUUAAGGAUUUUAACACUAGAGGGAAAUGGUUUUAAUAGGCUACCCAUCCUCAGUGGCCUUUCCCAGCUUACAUCUUUGUUUCUAAAUCAUUGCACAAACCUUCAGGCAAUCCCAGAUUUGCCUACAAGUUUGCGUAGACUGGAAGCGAAUUACUGCACUGAACUGGAAAUAAUGCCCGGCCUUCCAGAGAUGUCGAAAAUGGUUGGAUUGCAACUGAAAAACUGCCGCAAACUCAAAGAUAUUCCAAACCUGGAUAACUUCUUGUGCAACAUGUAUACCCUUCAUAUGGAAGGGUGCGCCAGUCUCACUGCUACUUUUAAGGAGAACAUCCUAUUGAAAUGGGAGGGGUAUACAAUUGAUGGACUUUCUCUCUCUGUAAAUGAUAUUCCUCCCUGGUUACCCUAUGUCGCGCGAGAGGAUGAAACUGUCGAAAUUGAAGUGCCGCCUACUUUUGAUUACAUAGGAAGGUUGGUUGUGUGCAUCAUUUAUUCUUCGGACAACUCAAACUGUACUGGAUCCCUAUGCAUUCAUGUUGUUAAUCGUACCCAGCGAACACGUUUUCUCAUUUGGCCAAUGGUGACCACCGUAACUGCUUCCCAUGAAUGUUAUCUUUGGCUGGGAAAUCUUACAAACAAGAAGCUCAAUCUGAAAGGUGGCGACAAGGUUCGUGUGCAUGCAGACUUUAAUGAGUCUGAUGAAGAUACUGAUGAGGAAGAGGACUAUCAGACUGCACCAUAUGAGUCUGAUGAGGAAGAGGACUAUCAGACUGCACCAUAUGAGUCUGAUGACUACGAUAAAGAGUUAAGCGAUUACUCAUCUGAUGAGGUCCAACCUUGCAAAAGAUUUGAGUUUAUCAGAUCUCAAUAUCGAAAGCUUUGACGAUGAAGAAGAAACAAUUGGGAAAUGAAAGAAAGCAUUCCAAAGUGUCUUUUUUAGAAAGUACUUGAAUUUUUAAUAAGAGUUUCAAUGUGGGUAUAAUAAAAGCACUUUUAGCUAAAGCGUUUUUAGCGAAGCAAUGCUAAACGAGUUCUUAAUUAAACAUAUAAGUAGCUUAUUUUCUUAUCAAAUAAAUUAAUGAUUUUUUAUUUGAUUCA
Malus domestica (apple) is the source of this 1792-nucleotide messenger RNA. Lineage: Eukaryota; Viridiplantae; Streptophyta; Magnoliopsida; Rosales; Rosaceae. The record is from RefSeq and is a predicted model, not a curated record.